AUGAAAGAACGGUUCGACAAGAUCAUACAUGAUAAUUGGUUUUUCCCCACCAACACCAAUUAUUCUGAUGCAUUGAGCGGAACAGAACUCUCAACAUACGGCAUAAUCGAAACAUCCUGCGUCCCAGCUGGACACCAACAUCAGCUCGUCGAUACUGUCGACAAUAUCAUAUCUACAACCCAACGCUCUAACGCAUUUGUCAAUUUGGGGUGUGAACAUAAUGAAGUUAUUCGAGCGGAGUUCAUCUAUUUUCCACGAGGUUUCAGCAGAAAUUACCGAAGCAUACCUGAGAUCCUUGACAAAGUACAUGAACAGAAACCGGACCUUGUCGUCGUUGUUCUUGUUGUUGGCAUCCACCGCAAAACCCCGUGGCACAUGUGCCUGGGAUUUAACAUGAGACGCAGUCGAAUACAAGGUUGA
Striga asiatica is the source of this 420-nucleotide messenger RNA. Lineage: Eukaryota; Viridiplantae; Streptophyta; Magnoliopsida; Lamiales; Orobanchaceae. The record is from the annotation of a GenBank genome assembly.